Messenger RNA from Hyaloperonospora brassicae, 465 nucleotides. The record is from the annotation of a GenBank genome assembly. Lineage: Eukaryota; Oomycota; Peronosporomycetes; Peronosporales; Peronosporaceae.
AUGAAUGCCGAAGUCACUACCCAAGAACUACCGUCCACGGACAUCACGGACGCCUUCGAUGCCAUCUCGGGUUACGAAGAGACUCUUGUGGCGCAGGGAGAAGCCAUGGGGAUCGAGCGCGGCCGGUCGCUGGGUAUUGAGGAAGGCCGCGAACUCGGGCUUAUCAAGGGAGCCGAGAUUGGCAGCGAGCUGGGCUUCUAUCGAGGUUGCUACCUGAUCUGGAACCACAUGCUCAAGCACGAGGCACUGCAAUGCAAACUCCCAGAUCGAGCAGCCAAGUCGGUGGCUUCUUUUGGCGUGUUGCUCGAAGCGCUCAACCUCAAGAACGUGGUGGAUGAAGACAUAAUGCAAGCGAUGUGUCGUAUUCGAGCCAAAUUCAAGGUCAUCACGGCAAUCGCAGGUCUGCUAGGCACUUUGGUGUACAACAAAGAGGACAUUGACGCGCACAAGAACAUGUCAUUUUGA